Monodelphis domestica (gray short-tailed opossum) is the source of this 2130-nucleotide messenger RNA. Its product is annotated as ecto-ADP-ribosyltransferase 5-like. Gene Ontology annotation, molecular function: NAD+ poly-ADP-ribosyltransferase activity; NAD+-protein-arginine ADP-ribosyltransferase activity. NCBI's taxonomy places the organism in Eukaryota, Metazoa, Chordata, Mammalia, Didelphimorphia, Didelphidae. The record is from RefSeq and is a predicted model, not a curated record.
GAAACAAAAAGAGAUACAUCAUCAGGAGAGGACUCUUGUUUCCAUGUAAAAUGUGGCGAAUGUCCAAGGAACGGCAGGAUGACACUGGAAAAGUGUAAAAAGUGACAACAUUUUGGGGCAGAUAGGGGGCUCAGUGGAGGGAGAACAAGGCCUUGAGAAGGGAAGUCCUAGGCUCAAAGCUGUCUUCAGACAGAUCCUAGUUGUGUGACCCGGGGCAAGUCAUUUCAUCCCUGUUGCCCAUCUCUUACUGAUCUUCUACUUGAAACCAAUAUAUUAGAACUAAUGAUAUUGAUUCUAAGACAAAAGGUAAGGGUUUAAAAAACAAAAAAGAUGACAGCAUGUGAGACCAGGGCAGAAGAUAGACAGUUUUCAGCACAGAUGGAUGGUCAAAAUCUAAGUGUGGAAGACAAACCUGACCUAGGGACAAGUGGGGUGAAAUAAAAAGAGAACCUUUUGCCGUCUUUCUACCAAUUCUGAAACUCAAAUAUUUCCCUUAUUUUCCAAAUUUCUCCUGACCCCAUCUACUCAUUCGGAAACUAAAAAUGCUUUGCCUCAGUUUAAAAGGAGAUACAGCUUGACUUUCCAUUCACACAGAAUAGGAUGCAAGGUAGCUCUAUGCUCCUUUUCCCCUUCUAAAACUGAUCCAUUUCUUUGUGGCACCCUGAUCUCUUCACAAGACGCAAGAACACGAGAGGCCCUUCCCAUAGAAAACAGAGGUGAGACCAAGCUAGAAGAAAAAAACACCUGGCAGGAAGAUCUUGAACAGUAACCAAACCUCCAUAUGAAGUCCAUAAAGGUCAUCUCCAUCGUAACUGUCCUGAUCUUUCAGCUAAUUACAUCUGGAGAAGCAGCUGAAUUGCCAAAAUAUGUCAUUAGCCUUGAAAGCAAUGCUUUUGGUGACCAGUAUGUGGGCUGUGAGGAGAACAUGGAGACAAAGGCAAAAGAGCUCUUAGCUCAAGAAAGGGCAAUGAAUUCAAAUUUUAGCAAAGUGUGGGAAAAAGCAGAAAUCAAAUGGGAAAAACUGUCUCCUGACAAGAAGAGAAUGGAGAAGCUAUAUGAAGUUGCUGUCAUUGCCUACACAAUGGAAGAACCUAAGAUUUAUCCAACUUUUAAUCGAGCAGUGAGAGAAUGCUGUGGGUCCCUGGAGGCUUAUAUGAAAGACUUCCAUUUUAAAGCUUUUCAUUUCUAUCUGACCAGAGCUGUGAAAAUCCUGAGAAAACCAGGAUUCUGCCAAAAGGUUUACCGGGGCAUCUCUGUGAAACAGUUACCUGAUGGCUCAGGAGAGAUGCGCUUUGGUCAAUUUGCUUCAACUUCUCUAAAACAAGGAGUGGCCUUAAUAUUCACAGACCACGGAACAGGGACCUUCUAUGAUAUUUAUACCUGCCAAGGAGCUCUUAUUCAACAUUUAUCAGUCUAUCCAGAGGAAAAAGAAGUGCUGAUCCCCCCAUAUGAGUUGUUCGAUGUGGCAAGUUUCUCAGAGUCUGAAGGCUUACAAAAUGUCAUGCUAAAAAGCAAAAGAACAUUUAGCAAGUUUAAUUGUGCCUACCUACAAGAUUCUGGUAAAAUGACAAAAGACCCUGGACUGAUGACAACCAUCUUAUUCUCCGGAAUCCUCAUCUUGUUCUUCCAAGAUCAUUCCCAGAUCUUGUCAUGGUCUUGACCAGCGUGGAGAUUCAUGUUGAUGGUGGUGUGCCUAUGUUUACCAGCUGGCUUUCCCCACUAAAAUAGAAUGUGCCCAUGACACACUUUUAAAUAUAAUCUGAAUUAUUAAUAUUUUCCAUCACUUUAUUAAGUUUCUACUAUAAAAAAACAAAUGAUAAAGUAUUUGCCAAUUUCUAAGCUAUAAAUAUUCACAGUUAAAAUUUAACACUCAGCUUUCUUGGCCAAGUUGGAGCUACCUCUAGAACACUUCUCCUCAUAGUUCUCUCUUGGUACCAAGAAUUAAAGCAAUGUUUGACUAUCUAUAGCCCAAAUAGGGCAUGUUGGGGAGGAUGAUUUGAGUUUAUUCUUAUUUUUCCCCUCAAUAAUCCAUAGAAAGUAUUAACAUGAAAAUGUUUAAAAUGCUUCAUUUAAUGCUAAAUUGUGAAAUUAUCCAGUUGGAAAAAAAUAGAUAGUGAUUUCUCACCACGA